AUGUCGGAGACCGCUCCCGCCGCCGCUCCCGCUGUCGCGGCCCCCGCCGCCAAGGCGGCCGCCAAGAAGCCGAAGAAGGCGGCGAGCGGCUCCAAAGCCCGCAAGCCCGCGGGGCCCAGCGUCACCGAGCUGAUCACCAAGGCCGUGUCCGCCUCCAAGGAGCGCAAGGGGCUCUCCCUCGCCGCGCUCAAGAAGGCGCUGGCCGCCGGCGGCUACGAUGUGGAGAAGAACAACAGCCGCAUCAAGCUGGGGCUCAAGAGCCUCGUCAGCAAGGGCACCCUGGUGCAGACCAAGGGCACCGGCGCCUCCGGCUCCUUCCGUCUCAGCAAGAAACCCGGGGAAGUGAAAGAAAAAGCCCCGAAGAAGAGAACUGCUGCAGCCAAGCCCAAGAAGCCGGCGGCGAAGAAACCCGCCAGCGCCGCCAAAAAGCCGAAGAAGGCGGCAGCGGUGAAGAAGAGCCCCAAAAAAGCCAAGAAGCCGGCGGCCGCCGCAGCCAAGAAGGCAGCGAAGAGCCCCAAGAAGGCAACAAAAGCCGCCAAGCCCAAAAAAGCGGCGGCAGCAGCGAAGAGCCCGGCUAAGGCGAAAGCGGUGAAGCCCAAAGCAGCUAAGCCUAAGGCGGCCAAGCCGAAAGCAGCCAAGGCAAAGAAGGCAGCACCGAAGAAAUGAAGUGUUGAAGUGGAAAUACUUUUAAACCCAACGGCUCUUUUAAGAGCCACCCACUAUUGUCCCCAAAAGGGCUGAUACACUCCGUCACUGAGCUCCGUGCCUGCAGCAGAGCCAACUAUUCGCCACUAUCCGUGUGGGACGUUCGUCUGUGGAGUGGAUGGGACGCUAAACUUACGGCCGUGGUUUUACACUAAGACUUGGAAAAAUAAAAGUUUACAUUCCCGGCGAAAA
This is a messenger RNA of Vidua macroura (Pin-tailed whydah), 897 nucleotides long. RefSeq names its product histone H1.10. The coding region runs from base 1 to 666 and encodes 221 amino acids. Gene Ontology annotation, molecular function: structural constituent of chromatin; DNA binding. NCBI's taxonomy places the organism in Eukaryota, Metazoa, Chordata, Aves, Passeriformes, Viduidae. Gene Ontology annotation, biological process: nucleosome assembly. The record is from RefSeq and is a predicted model, not a curated record. The transcript has a single exon. Gene Ontology annotation, cellular component: nucleosome.